GAUGAUUGAGUUAGCAGAUCAGCCUGCUGGAGAAAUUAAAAAAAUCUUGUGAGCAAAAAUUAUGUCCUUCGUAUUGAUAAAAAUAUCCUCAGAGCACAUAGUUUCCACCCUGUAUAUGAACCAUUUUAUUUUCUCGUGUGUGUCAGUGUUCUAGAUCUCAAUGGCGGGAAGAGACAUGUUUUUCAGUGAAUGCAAAAGAUAAACAUUACUGAAAAUUAUUUUGUGUGGUUUUAAAAAUAUCAAAGAGCAUUUAUCUCAAAGUGAUUUUGUGUGCAAAAUAAUAAAGUACCUACCUACCUACUUUAUUUUUCAAAUUUCUUCAAAAUCUUACAUUUCAAACCCAAUUCUUGGUUUUCAGGCAUGCCAGGUUUCACAAGGCAAUGGGACGCCUCAUGUCCUCGAGAAUGGGACAGGUGGGAAGACGAUGGUGUCACGUGGGUCAUCCAGGACCUGGCGCCCGAAGACGACGAAACCGCUCUGCAAAUCCUGGAGUACGACUUCCUGCCUGAUGAGCCGCUGUGCACUUGCAGCAAACUUACCGAAGACCCAGAGAGCGUUACCAGUAUGGUGAGCUUCUGGCGUGAGUGCUUAGCGCAAAGAAUGACUCUUGGCUGCUACAGGCUGACCAAUGGAGACAAGGAGUUGGUAGCUCUCAAUGUUUGCGUGGUUGACACUAUUGAUGAAAAAGUACCUAGCACACCGAUCGAGGGUGUGGCGUGGAAAAACGUGUAUGGUGCGAUGGAAUAUAUAGAAAAGAAAUGCGACCCGUUCAAAUACCUCAAUCUGGACAAAAUCCUGCACGCACUCGGUCUAUCCGUCAAGCGGGAAUACCGGGGGAAAAGGCUAGGCAGUAGAAUCUUAGCAGCUAGGGAGCCGCUCAGCCUAGCACAUGGUGUAAAGGCCACAGCGACAGUGUUCACAGGCCCCGCCUCACAGAAGUCAGCAGCCAGGUGCGGCUUCCACACCAUCUGCGCAGUUUCCGCUCCGGAGCUGGCGGACAACGGGCUGAACUACCCCCGCGAUGACAAUAUCGUUAUUAAGCUUAUGGUGAAGAGAUUUGAUGAAUAAUGUCAUCAUAUCCUGCUUGAAAACAAAAGUAUUUAACCAAUGUCUACUAAGUCUCGAUAGCUCAACGGUUGAGGAGCGGACUGAAUUCCGAAAGGUCGGCGGUUCGAACCCCACCCCUACGAUAAGCAUGACCUUCACACAGCUUGAUAUAAUGGCUUAAGCUAUGUCAUUGACCUAGGUUCUCCUGCGGAUCUUCUCAUUUCGGAUGUUUCUCCUCAGGGAAACUCUGGGGCAAUCAUGGCAAGAUUGAGUAAUUAUUAUAAUAUUAUGAGCCAUUACUACAAAAUUAAUAUAAUUAAUUAUAAAGCCUGACCAGAAAAAAAACCUCGUCAUAUUGCGGAAACCCCGUGGAACUAAUAUAUAAGACCAUAUACUUAGUGGCCAUAUACCAGUGGCGCCCCCACAGCAAGUUUAUUUUUAUAUUUCUGGUCAGGCUUUACUUUAUUACUAGUAAAAAUUAUAUUUAAUUGUUUGGUAUUGUAUUUUCUAUUAAGUAUAAGAAUAAAGUUUGUUGGUAAGAUAAUAAAAUCUUGUUUUUCU
Molecule: messenger RNA, 1608 nt
Organism: Maniola jurtina (meadow brown)
Lineage: Eukaryota; Metazoa; Arthropoda; Insecta; Lepidoptera; Nymphalidae
Exons: 5
Coding region: 361-1068 (235 amino acids)
Molecular function (GO): N-acetyltransferase activity
Source: RefSeq, a predicted model, not a curated record